AUGUGCAGGCCACAGUUGCUGACUAAGGUGGCCAGGGCAGAGGCAGUGGCUCAGCAGGAGCUGCUGGGCAACCAAGAAUGUUUAUUUCCCACUUUGCGUGACUUGUUCUGGUUGAAUGCUGCCGUUGCUACUAGUAUGCGCAAGCAGUGGCUUUGUUUUUGCAUUCGAGAUGGCCAAGGUCUGAAGCACAGGCCCACUCUUAUGUUGACAAGUGUUAGUGCAGAUCCCGUGUUUGCAGUGUCGGUGUCUCUGAGCACGCAGGGCGAAGAUGUGGCAAUACCUGUAAGCAAGCAGGUCCCGGAAUCCGACAAUCCAGGCCGCAGAUAA
Molecule: messenger RNA, 327 nt
Organism: Symbiodinium natans
Lineage: Eukaryota; Dinophyceae; Suessiales; Symbiodiniaceae
Source: the annotation of a GenBank genome assembly